Messenger RNA from Vespa velutina, 3384 nucleotides. RefSeq names its product pancreatic lipase-related protein 2-like. The record is from RefSeq and is a predicted model, not a curated record. The transcript has 9 exons. NCBI's taxonomy places the organism in Eukaryota, Metazoa, Arthropoda, Insecta, Hymenoptera, Vespidae. Bases 1627 to 3240 code for a protein of 537 amino acids. Gene Ontology annotation, biological process: lipid metabolic process. Gene Ontology annotation, molecular function: lipase activity.
AUUAUUAUUAUUAUUAUUAUUAUUAUUAUUAUUAUUAUUAUCAUUAUUAUUAUUAUUAUUAUUAUUAUUAUUAUUAUUAUUAUUAUUAUUAUUAUUAUUAUUAUUAAACGGCGGUUCGCACGUGCGGUCGAUGAGCGUGUAACGCCUGCGGCAAAUGAGCGUGCAACGAGCUGAAUCCACUGGAUAUCGAAUCGAGAUUGAGGUUUAUUUAAGAAAAUAAGAAAUUCUUGAAGGAUCAUAGCAUUGGCCGAUCCACGGUUAUCGAGAAACGACUGUAAACGAUUACGAACUUUUGGCGCGAGAGCGAGCGUGAGUCUGCGUGAAUCGUGCGUGCGCGAGAAUGAAAGAGAAUGAACGCAAACCGUAUUAACGCGAAAUGACGAAUGUAAACGAACGCUUCUAAAGAAAGUGAAAUUAACAAUGUCGUUUCCCGAACCGCGAAUAAUAAAAUAUGAAUUGUUCUGUCAGUCACCUUACCUAUAUUGAAAAAGAAAAAAAAAAAAUGUCAUUAUAAUAUGCUGCCAUACGAUAUAAAUAUAUGUCUACACUAAGGAGUAUAUUACUAAAAUAUUACAAAUAAAUAUGUUGUAAGUAUGGAUCCUUUUAUCCUUAUCUGACUUUCUUUGUUACAACGAGUAAGACGUAUAUCGUAUACAAAGCUACUGACAUUUUUCUUUCAGAUUUAUCUACCGUACGACUUAUAACCGUUAUAUUUAAUGAGGAGAAAUACUUUCGUCACGCGAACAUUUGCAUCGCACUUUUCUUAACGCAUCUUUUACGGGGGAGAGAAAGAGAGAGAGAGAGAGAGAGAGAGAGAGAGAGAGAGAGAGAGAGAGAGAGAGAGCCGAAAGUUGUUCAGCCGGUUUCAAAUGAAAUUUAACAAACCUUUCGAUCCAGAUAACUCGCUAGUACGAUUGUUUAAAUUUUUUUUAAAGCGCGUACGAUCGCGAAACUGUGUGUGUGUGUGUGUGCGCGCGCGCACAUACUCAUUCGUGCGAAACAUGGCUCGACGUGGAAAAGAGAAAGUCAUACUCGUCGAAGGCUCCAUUAUUGUUUACAUUUACAGUGCACACUGCGUUACAUCACGGGGAAGAGGUCAUACUUAUUGAGGCCGCUCAUAAAGCGAAAGUUUUCCAAUGGGCGUAGUCAUUUCUCCAUGUUGUUAAUCGGUAUACCUAAUCGUCAUCGUUUUAGAUUCGUUUUCAUAUCAUCUACCUAAGACACUUAUAAAAUGGUAACUCAUUGAAAUUUUGGAUUGCGUACAAGUUUUUUACUUUGGAAAAUUAUUAUAGAAAGAAAAAAGAAAAAGAAAGAAAAAACGAGAUAACGUUAUUCUUCGUCAUAUAUUUCCAAACGACGAGUUAAAGCUAUCAUCGCACAACGAUAUAACGUUCAUAUUUCCUACUACCGUUAACUUUACGCAAACUGAUCGUUCACGGAUUAUAAGCGAACCGUUUAAGAAAAGAACGGUAUGAAGGAAGUUGCAAUUCUUUGCCUCGAGUAUAAAACAAGUUGUAUAGUUGCUCUUAAGACGCGGCAGACGGAUCGGGCUCCUGCAGGUAAAACGGGCAAGUGUCCUCAAGUGAGUACCUCCAAAGGAAAAGAGCGAAGAAGAAAACUGAUAUAAUGCGAUUUAUUGAAAAAUCGAAAAAAGCAAGGAUCGGCGAUCUAAAGUCAUUGAUACUUUUCAUUCGAGAUCUGACUAUUGUUUGCCUUAUGACGUUGUCAAUAUCUUCGAUCGAGGGAAAACGAAAUCAUGGACUACUAAACAUGUCGAAUCGUAUUAAAUUACGACGACUCGGAUACAGUCGCGAAGAAUUGAAACCAACAAUUUGUUACGAUCUAGUCGGCUGCUUCGCGGAUCCACCGGUCCAUUUGUCGUUGAAAAGACCACCCGAGCAUCCGAACGUUAUCCAAACAAAGUUCUUAUUGUAUAACAGAAGCAAUCGGGAAGAUCCGAAAGUUAUUACAUACGCAGAUCGGUCCGAGUCGUUGUUACAAUCUGGAUUAAACGUGUCGAAGCAACUGAAAGUCCUGAUACACGGCUUCAAAGGUAGCGGUAGCGAUUACGGUUUGAUUCGUGGGAUUAAUGCUCUACUCGAUCUGGAGGAUGUGAAUAUAUUGAUAUUGGAUUGGACAAGGGGGGCAGGCACCAGUUACGCGGCUGCAGUCGCUAAUACCGAAUUAGUUGGCCGACAACUUGCGCUUGUUCUUUUGGAUGCCUUUAAUUUGGGAACCGAUCCUAUGGACGUACACGUAACGGGCUUCAGUUUGGGAGCUCACGUAGGAGGAUGCGCUGCUGAAAUGUUAAAAAAAUGGGGCCUCCUACUUGCUCGUAUCACUGGCCUCGAUCCGGCCUCACCAUUUUUUCGAAGCCAUUUAUUUCGCGAAAAAUCGAGAAAACUCGAUGCUACCGACGCUCAUCUCGUUGACGUUAUUCAUACCGACGGUUCCGAAGAUUUCACGGAUGGAUUUGGUCUCCUCAAACCUAUUGGACACAUCGACAUGUUUCCUAACGGCGGUAAAGAACAACCAGGAUGUUCCGACGUUAAAAAUUCCGUCGUUGUCAGCCAUUUGAAAGAAGAACUUUUAGAUAGACAGAUUGCGUGCAGUCAUUUGAGGGCCUGGCAACUCUACGUAGAAAGUAUACUGACGCAAUCCCAAAAAUGCAAAUUCGUAGCAUGGCCAUGUCCUCAGGGAUUCGUUUCAUAUGCAAAAGGAACUUGUUUCCCUAUGGAAUCUACCGGUUGGUCUCAAGAAAUGGGAUACAGAGCAAAUCGUGGACCAUUAGGAAGUUAUUUUUUACCUACCAGAAGCGAACCACCCUUUUGCGGGGAACCCUUCAGAGUUACCAUAGCGACGGCUAAAGGUCUGCCAAGAACUAUGGGAGUAUUGCUCUUUAAAACGUAUCAGAAUAAUUCAACGACUACGUACAAGAUCAAUUGCAUAUUACCCAAACUAUACAAUCAACCAACGAUGUUUUAUAAUAUCGCGGCGAAUGAUUUUUCAUUCGCUUUACAUAAAGUACCGGUCAUAAAGGGCACGAUUAAAUAUCAUAAAAUUAUCGAAAGGGACGAAAAUGAGAAAAGAAGGCCCAAUGAUUCGGGUACUAUACUAUUGAGUAAGCUGUUCCUUGAGAACAGAAAGGGAGAUAGGUGGGAAUGUUGUAAUUUUAAUACUUCGAUUGGUGCAGAGGAGACACACGUGGAACUUCAAAGCAUACCGUGCGAUUCACCUUAAAAAAUUAUACCCUUUCGAUAUAUACAAAUAUAUAGAAAUCUGUUGUAAUAGGCAAUUUAAAUCAUACGUAUAUUGUAUAACGAUAAUAAUGCAUAAGUCAAUUGUAUAAAAAUUUAAAUUUUCCGCAAAGGAAAUUGACUUCUU